Messenger RNA from Hyla sarda, 4143 nucleotides. RefSeq names its product dynamin 2 (gene DNM2). The transcript has 21 exons. Gene Ontology annotation, molecular function: microtubule binding; GTPase activity; GTP binding. Bases 123 to 2735 code for a protein of 870 amino acids. Lineage: Eukaryota; Metazoa; Chordata; Amphibia; Anura; Hylidae. Gene Ontology annotation, cellular component: membrane; cytoplasm; microtubule. The record is from RefSeq and is a predicted model, not a curated record.
GACAUCCUCGCUGACCAAUAGGCGAUGCCGGGUGGCGGCCGUUGGGCUGAGUGGAUGGUAGAGGAAGCCGAGCGGUAACGGGGGACAGAGAGAGAGAGCUGGUCCGAGACCCGUGAGCAACCAUGGGGAACCGGGGGAUGGAGGAGUUGAUUCCCCUCGUCAACAAGCUCCAGGACGCCUUCAGUUCUAUAGGCCAGUCCGCAAACCUUGACUUACCGCAGAUAGCCGUGGUGGGAGGGCAGAGCGCCGGCAAGAGUUCCGUGUUGGAGAACUUCGUAGGCCGAGACUUCCUGCCCCGUGGAUCCGGCAUCGUCACCCGGCGCCCCCUUAUUCUCCAGCUCAUAAAUUCUAAAACAGAAUAUGCGGAAUUCCUGCACUGCAAGUCCAAGAAAUUCACAGACUUCGAUGAGGUUCGGCAGGAGAUCGAAGCUGAAACCGACAGAGUAACUGGAACAAACAAAGGCAUCUCACCGGUCCCCAUCAACCUGCGGGUGUAUUCUCCUCAUGUUCUGAACUUAACCUUGAUCGAUCUUCCGGGCAUCACCAAGGUUCCUAUUGGUGACCAACCCCAGGACAUAGAAUACCAGAUCAAGGAUAUGAUUCUGCAGUUCAUCACCCGGGACAGCUGCCUCAUCUUGGCUGUCACCCCCGCCAAUGCUGACCUGGCCAACUCUGAUGCCUUAAAGAUAGCCAAGGAGGUGGAUCCGCAGGGGUUAAGGACGAUCGGUGUUAUAACCAAGCUGGACUUAAUGGAUGAAGGAACAGAUGCCAGGGACAUCCUGGAGAACAAGCUGCUGCCAUUAAGGAGAGGCUACAUCGGAGUGGUGAACAGAAGCCAGAAGGACAUCGAUGGGAAGAAGGAUAUCCGGGCAGCCCUGGCCGCAGAAAGGAAGUUUUUCCUGUCUCAUCCUGGGUAUCGGCACUUGGCUGACAGAAUGGGAACUCCGCACUUACAGAAGGCCUUAAACCAGCAACUCACCAAUCACAUCCGGGAGACGCUUCCUGCGCUGAGGAGUAAACUGCAAAGUCAGAUGCUUUCCCUGGAAAAGGAGGUUGAAGAAUAUAAAAACUUCCGCCCCGAUGAUCCCACCAGAAAAACAAAAGCUCUUCUUCAGAUGGUGCAGCAGCUCGGAGUGGAUUUCGAGAAGAGAAUUGAGGGGUCUGGCGAUCAGGUGGACACUCUGGAGCUCUCCGGAGGUGCCAGGAUUAACCGGAUCUUUCACGAGCGCUUUCCCUUUGAGCUUGUGAAGAUGGAGUUUGACGAGAAGGAUCUGCGGAGAGAAAUCAGCUACGCCAUUAAGAACAUCCACGGUGUGAGGACAGGUCUCUUCACCCCAGAUAUGGCGUUUGAGGCUAUAGUGAAGAAGCAGGUGAUAAAAUUGAAGGAACCGUGCCUGAAGUGCGUGGAUCUGGUCAUCCAGGAACUCAUCAACACUGUGAGACAAUGUACAACCAAGCUGGCUUCUUACCCCAGACUUCGAGAAGAGAGUGAAAGGAUAAUCACGACAUACGUCCGAGAGCGGGAAGGAAAAACAAAAGACCAGGUUCUUCUUCUGAUAGACAUUGAGCUGUCCUACAUCAACACCAAUCAUGAAGAUUUCAUUGGAUUUGCCAACGCACAGCAGAGGAGCACCCAGCUGAACAAGAAGAGGGCCGUUCCCAACCAGGGAGAGAUCUUGGUCAUCAGAAGAGGCUGGUUAACCAUCAAUAAUAUAAGUAUCAUGAAAGGAGGCUCCAAGGAGUACUGGUUCGUGCUGACGGCCGAGUCCUUGUCCUGGUAUAAGGAUGAAGAGGAGAAAGAGAAGAAGUACAUGCUGCCUCUGGACAACCUGAAGAUCAGAGACAUAGAGAAGGGCUUCAUGUCCAACAAACACAUCUUUGCCAUUUUCAACACCGAACAGCGGAACGUAUAUAAGGACCUGCGUCAGAUAGAACUGGCCUGUGACUCCCAGGAGGAUGUGGACAGCUGGAAAGCCUCUUUCCUCCGAGCUGGUGUCUACCCUGAAAAAGACCAGACGGAUAAUGAAGAUGACGUCCAGGAAAAUACCUUCUCUAUGGAUCCUCAGCUGGAGAGACAAGUGGAAACCAUCCGAAACCUGGUGGACUCCUACAUGGCAAUUGUUAACAAGUCCAUCCGGGAUCUCAUGCCAAAGACCAUAAUGCACCUCAUGAUAAAUAACGCAAAGGAUUUCAUUCACUCGGAGCUCCUGGCGUAUCUCUACUCUUCCACCGACCAGAACAGCCUCAUGGAGGAGUCAGCGGACCAGGCCCAGCGACGAGACGAGAUGCUCAAGAUGUACCAUGCACUGAAGGAGUCCCUGAAUAUCAUUGGUGACAUCACCACUAGCACUAUCUCCACCCCUGUCCCCCCACCCGUGGACGACACCUGGCUGCAGAACUCCUCCAGUGGGCACAGUCCAAAUGUACAGAGGAGACCAAUUUCCACCAUCAUGCCUCCAAGCCGCCCGCCUGCAGUGAGGGGCCCAACUCCUGGGCCCCCGCUUAUCCCUGUACCAGCAGGAGGCGCUGCAUAUCCACCCAUCCCAUCCCGCCCAGGACCUGCGGCUGCUUUCCCUAAUGCUAGCAAUGACCCAUUCUCUGCACCUCCACAGAUCCCAUCCCGGCCAGCUCGUAUACCCCCAGGUGUACCCCCCGGUGUGCCCAGCCGGAGACCUCCCGCCGCCCCAAAUCGGCCCACCAUAAUCCGACCAGCGGAGCCCUCCUUACUAGACUAAGCCUCGGGAGGGGGAGAGUAGAGCAAUUGCAGUCCUUGUUUGGGAGAGGGGAUUUAUGCGCACGGUGUCGAUCUCCGUUUACGACAGACGCCGUGCCGCUCCGGGUGCCUAAUCUGCCGCCGCCAACCGGUUUGCUAGGAAUAGACUUUUUUAUACACCUCCAUGUGAUCCAGUAUGGACCGACAAAUGCUUGCGUGCAAGUAGAUCCCAACUGGAGACCGGGAAAUGGCAGAUGGCGGCCGUCUGGAAUUCAUUACGGCUAUGACUUCUUCAGCUAUUUGGAGGGGGGGGGGGAAACUACAACUCCCAGCAUGCCCUGACAGCCGCAGGCUGUCAGGGCAUGCUGGGAGUUGUAGUUUCCCCCCAAGGGCUGAGCACCACAGGGUGGCAGCCCACUGCUUUUGAGGCACGGAUGCCAAUAGGGUAAAAAUUACUUAACAUCUGCCAUGUGUAAAAUAUAUGACCCCCCUAUACCACCCCUCCCUGUACCCCCCUCUAUGAAUAUUUAAGCAGGUUCUGCCUAUUCCAAGCACGGGGUAUACAGUUUCUAUCGUAAUGAAAUGAUUGUACAGUUUUAAUUUGUUUUUUUUGUGUUUUUUUUUUUUUUUGGUGGAUCUUCCCCCACCACCCCCCCCCCCAAAAAAAAAAAAAUUGCAUUAAUUUUCAUAUAUAUUUAACAAUCUCUAUAAAACCUUUAUAUCCUCCGGAGAUUUUUUUAUUUUUAUUUUUUUUAUUUUUUUUAUUUUUUUUCCCCCUACAGAAUCUAGAGUUGAAAUUCUCUAUAAAUCAGUGCCUUGUAUGCUUUAUAGGUGAGAGGGGUGUAGAGGAGUGGGAAAGGCGGGCAUGGUCGGGUCACAAUGGGGGGGUGACGAUACUCUACAGAUGGCUUGUACUGGGGCGGGAACAUGUUCUGCAGAUUUCGGCAGUAUUUUUUAGGCUACUUGUUGUAAUACUAGAGUUAUGGGAUACGUUCCCGUUUUAGAUGCAAUUCUCCUUCUUCCCUAUGACUUUAAAAUCUUAAUCCUUCCAGUACUAAUCAGCUGCUGAAGUUGAGUUGUUCUUUUCAGUUUGACCACAGUGCUCUCUGCUGACACCUCUGUCCGUGUCAGGAACUGUCCAGAGCAGGAGAGAUUUGCUAUGGGGAUUUGCUCCUGCUCUGGACAGUUCCUGAGAUGGACAGAGGUGUCAGCAGAGAGCACUGUGGACAGAAAGAAAAGAAAUUAAAAAAAAAAAGCACUUCCUCUGUAGUAUACAGCAGCUGAUAUGUACUAGAAGGAUUAAGAUUUUUUUAUGGAAGUAAUUUGCAAAUCUAUUUCUUUCUGGCACCAGUUGAUAAAAAAAAAAUUGUUUUUCACCGGAGUAUCCCUUUAAAGGGGUUAUCCAGGAAAAAAGUUUUUUUUAAUAUAUC